CAGCAGGUGGUGGUUUCCUUGAAAUCUUGGACUGUUUCCAAGUUGGGUAACUGAAAGUGGCGAGCACUUGUUGCAGGAAAUGGGUUCUGUUAACUGUGUCUGUUUCUGUACAACAACAACGUAUCUUUCUUCUGUUGAAUACUGUCUUGGGACUUGAGGGUGUUCUUCAAGUGGGCAAGAAGAAGCUUUCAUCUGUUAUGGAGUUGGGAAUUCCUGCUUCUUCAUUCAUGUUGAGGAAUUUCUGAAGGGAAACAUUUAGCUCUGAAGAAUGAAGUUUAUGAAACUUGGAUCUCGUCCUGAUACUUUCUACACAACUGAAGCCGUAAGGUCUAUCUCCUCAGAAGUUUCCAGUGAUCUUAUAAUUCAAGUCAAGGGUUGCCGAUAUUUGCUUCACAAGUUUCCUCUGCUUUCCAAAUGCUCACGCUUACAGCAACUAUGCUCUGAAUCACCGGAUUCCUCCCAACACCAAAUACUUCAACUCCCGGACUUCCCUGGUGGAGUUGAGGCCUUUGAGACCUGUGCUAAGUUCUGCUAUGGCAUUACCAUCACCCUUAGUGCCUUCAACAUUGUUUCAGUAAGAUGUGCUGCUGAAUAUCUCCAGAUGACCGAGGAUGCAGAGAAGGGAAAUCUCAUAUAUAAGCUUGAAGUUUUCUUCAGUUCAUGCAUUCUCCGAGGGUGGAGGGACUCCAUUGUAACACUACAGAGCACCAAAUCCUUCUCUAUGUGGUCAGAAGAUCUUGGCAUCACAGGCAGAUGUAUUGAUGCCAUUGCUUCCAAAGUCCUGACGCAUCCCUCUAAGGUGUGUUUGUCACGGAGUUAUUCCAGAGGGGGCAGAGAUGAUAGUUCCUGCAACGGAACGGAGAGCCAGAGACACAGGCUAGCACCAAAGGGAUGGUGGGCUGAAGAUAUAGCAGAAUUGGUUAUAGACCAAUAUUGGAGAACCAUGGUGGCUAUUAAAUCCGGUGGAAGGAUACCCGCUAAUCUCAUCGGUGAGGCAUUGCUUAUUUAUGCAUCACGAUGGCUACCCACCAUGUCUAAAGAUGGGAUUGCCACCAGCAAACAAGCAACUCCGGACAACUGUUCGGAUUCGAUCAGAGAGAUAACCUCAAAGCACCGGUUGCUUUUGGAAUCAAUAGUGAGCUUACUUCCCAUGGAGAGAGGUUCUGUUUCUUGCAGCUUCUUGCUUAAGCUCUUAAAGGCUGCAAACAUACUUGGUGCUUCUUCUUCUUCUAAGAUGGAAUUAGCCAGAAGAGUGGGAAUUCAGUUGGAGGAAGCAACAGUCAAUGAUCUUUUGAUACCGUCACUCUCGUACACAAAUGAAACUCUAUAUGAUGUGGACAUGGUCAUGACCAUAUUGGAGCAAUUCAUGUUGCAGGGUCAGAGUCCCCCUACUAGCCCUCCAAGAUCCAAGCUCGGGUUUGAAAGGAGGAGGUCUCGAUCUGCAGAGAAUGUUGAUUUUGAGUUUCAGGAGAGCAGGAGGUCUUCCUCGGCAUCACAUAGUUCAAAAUUGAAGGUAGCGAAACUCGUGGAUGGUUAUCUUCAAGAGAUUGCUCGAGAUGUCCAUUUGCCUUUGUCAAAGGUGAUUGCAUUUGCUGAGGCGAUUCCGGAUUUCGCCAGGCCUGAUCAUGAUGAUCUCUACAGAGCAAUCGAUAUUUACCUAAAGGCACAUCCAAAACUCAACAAGAGCGAACGUAAACGGUUGUGCCGCAUCCUAGACUGCAAGAAGCUUUCAAUGGAAGCAUGCAUGCACGCAGCACAGAAUGAGUUACUCCCACUGAGGGUGGUAGUACAAGUACUUUUCUUUGAGCAAGCGCGCGCUACCAUGGCAGGUGGCCAAGUGACUGAGCUCCCUAAUAACAUCAAGGCGCUUCUAGCGACACAAGAACAUGACCCAUCAAAGCAUCCCCCACCCCUAGAAUCUAACACCACUGGUCUGGUAGACGACGAGUGGAGCGUCUCAGGCCUCAAAUCUCCUAAGUCAAAGCUGUCAACUCUACGGAUGAAGCUAGCUGAAGAUGACAAUGACGUGGGUGAGAAUGAUGUGCAGCAAGAUGGAAUUGGGAGGACUUCAAAACUUAAGGCCUUCUGCUCUCUUCCUACUAGACCCAAGAGAAUCUUCAGUAAGUUGUUGUCGAUCAACAGAAGUGUGAAUGAAAGGCAUUGAUUUAUUAUGCAUGUAACUUUAGGCAACGAAAUGUUAUUGAGUAGGCCAAUACAUAGUUUAUUUGUUUCUUUUCUCUUCUUUGGCUUGCAACUUCUUUGGUAAACGAUAGGAAAUCAGAUCUCAUUUUGCAUUGCCCGUGUACUUUAUCCUAAUAAACAACUGAAUCUUCAGGAAACAAGAGGAAAACCACCUGGGGGUUUCCAAUUGUGCAAAAUGCCUGGGAACCCAAGUUUGUAAAUGACCAAAGUGGGCUUCAAUUGUUAUUUUUGUAUUUUUAUAAACAAUUGUUCCCUUUCUC
This is a messenger RNA of Telopea speciosissima, 2462 nucleotides long. Its product is annotated as BTB/POZ domain-containing protein At1g67900. The record is from RefSeq and is a predicted model, not a curated record. Bases 269 to 2164 code for a protein of 631 amino acids. NCBI's taxonomy places the organism in Eukaryota, Viridiplantae, Streptophyta, Magnoliopsida, Proteales, Proteaceae. The transcript has 4 exons.